Molecule: messenger RNA, 2741 nt
Organism: Stegodyphus dumicola
Lineage: Eukaryota; Metazoa; Arthropoda; Arachnida; Araneae; Eresidae
Source: RefSeq, a predicted model, not a curated record
CCGCCCUAGGCUGUAUUUGAAGAAGAACUAUCAGAAGAAAAUCGGUUUUUCUUAGAAAUAGUGCCGGUAAGCAAAUGGAUGGAUUAAGUAAUUCAGCUUUGAAUACUAGAGAACGAACUCCUUAUUCUUGCAGCUAUCGUAUUUGUUUCAAACUUAAGUGAUAAUAUGUCAGGACUUAUAUCUAGUACAUAUUUAGCUGAUGUGAAAUGGGAGGAUGAAGAAUAUUACCUGCAAGACUUUGCCCAGAAAUUCUCCUUGCCUCAAGUUGCUAAGGUAACAAAAGGCCAGUACUUGAGUUUGGGCGUACCCAGUUUGUCUUGUUCCUCUCUUAAUCAAAUUGUGUUACUAGCUCAAACAGGAAAACAAAUUAAAGUUGCCGCUCAGUGUGUUAAAUUCAAAGAUGGAAACCGUGUUAUUCCUAUUGGAACAAAGCUGGCUAUCCCUGAUACUUAUGACGGAUGGUUCGAAAUAUUGUCCGAAGAUGGACGUGCUGUUCGAAGUAUCGAAAGUGUUGCGGAACUAUUGAAGAGGUUUCCAGAAACAUGUCUUGUGCGAGAAAAUAUUAAAGCACAUUUAGCCAAAACUGAUGAUGCUGAAAUAAUGUCUGAUAAAACAAGAAUAGUAAAUUCAGGGGAAACUUUAGUUCUUGUUAGUGAAGUGUAUGUAACGCCAGUAAGAUCAAAAUCUUCCGGGCGGUACUUGCGCUGCUUCACGACUAAAGGUGAAACUAUUUUUCUCAGUGCAGACCAGAAAGGCAAAUUUAGUCCAAUUGCAGGAGAAGAUAACAUAUCUGGCGUGCAUACAAUAAAAAAUCUUUUAUCUAAAAGGUUUCCUUUAAUGGUUCGACUUGUCCAUGGGAAACCACCCUCAGGCAUAAAGAAUAAUUCUCAUUUCGUAACAGAAAUGAGGUUAUAUUCUCUUUUUGAAGAAGAGAGUAUCUUGGCCCUUCCUCUGUUUAAAGAUUCUCCUGUUGUUGCUCUUCCACCUUCAGCACCGCUGAAGGUCCAAGCUCCCAGAAAUCCGGAAAUUUUGAUGAAGCUUAAAAUAUACGAUAUUCUGGUGGAGAAGUGCAAGAGCAUAAUGCAAGAUGUUUCAAAUAAAAUUCAAGUUUUCGAUAUUUCUCUUUCAAAAGAGCUUAGAGCAGAAAAAUCACACUCAAAGCAGCGACUGAAGAACUUUCCUGUAAAUCAUCGCGUUCAGCGUAGUGUUUCUGAUCCGAAUUCAAAAUACAAUGAUAAUGCUAUGCCAGUAGCUCUUGCUAAUGAAACUCCAAAAGAAAUUAAACCGGACACUGUCGAUGAUAAUUACGAUGAAAUUGACCAAAUUUACGAUUACGUUCGAGGAUUUGCUCCACUUCCUUCAAAGACAGUGGAUAACGUAAAUGGUGAUAUUAACGGAAACAUUGAACAUUCAGCGAAUUCUACUACAACCCCAUCUUCUUCACCUAUAACAACAGAUUCUACAGACACUUCUGAAAUUCCAGAAGAAAAGCCUGAACCACCACCAGUGGAAACUAUUCCUGUACGAAGACUGUCUAAGGAUGAUAUUUCAAGCACACCGGUAGAUCUUAAUAACAAAGUUUCGACUAAAUCUAAUGAGCAGUCGAAAGACACGGACCUUGUAGAAGGCCAUAUUUAUGAAACAGUUGGUGCGAAGAACUAUUCUUCUAAAAAUAGCUCAGAAACACCAGCAAAAACGAACUCUACUGAUAAACUCUUUAUCCCUCAUCACAAUAACCAUUGCGUAAAAAAAAUCUUAAUGAAAAGUCCAGCUCAGCAUAGAAUUCAGCAUAAAUCUCGAUUCUUCAAACACUUGAAAAGUUCUGCAUCAAAAGAAGUGCCUAUACAAAAAAUUGGUCCCCGCCAUCGGACAACUCGUAGCAAAUCAUUAACUACGUCGCCAUUAUUUAAUAUACGUUACAAAUCGCUUAUAAAUUUAGCUAUUGAUUUUGACACACUCGAUUCCAGCAAUUCAGGAGAUAAAAUUUCUUUUAGUUCUGGAAAUUCGAAACAUAAAAAAGGCGAGAAAAGGAAUAGGCUACAGAGACCAAAGUCCUUAACCGAUAUUUUUGCUACCGUUAAUCAAGUAGAAAAUUUUCGUAAGCACAGAAACGGCGAAAACAUAUUUAGCGACGUUGAAAAUAGAAAACUUAAUUUUACUUUAGAAUCAUUGAACAAUAAAUCAUUGAAUGGACAUCAUAACAAAAAAAUAGGGACUUUGUACCUUUGACAACUGCUUUUGUAACAAAGGCGCUCCACUAAGAAAACAUGUCGAUAAUGCUAAAAUUCAUAUUUUCUAAACUAAAUAUUUGUAUAGUUAUUAAUGAUCACAUAUUUCUAGAAUUUCUCAUGUAUUUAUGUAUUUUUGAGAAAUGUAACUGCGAAAAUGUUUUCCGUUAUUUGAAGCAAAUUAAGCAAACAAAAUUUUCUUUACAACCCGAAAAUAUUAAUUAGUCAUCGAUACAUUCUUAGUGCGACUAUUAAGAACAAGUUUUACAUUAACGAAAUUUUAGACAUUUUGGGUCUUAAAGCAUUAAUCGCAGCUGCUGUUCUCAAAAAAAAAAAAAAAAAAAAAAAAAAAAAAGUUUUGUGAUAAUUUUAAAAAUUAAGUAUAAUGCUUUUAACAUGGUUUUAUGCUUUUCGAAUAAAACUACAUUUGAGAAAAUUAGGUGUGCCUAACCUACAUAUAAGGAAACGUAAUUUUGUUUUGUUAAAUUUUGAAAUAAAUGUUCAUUGACAUAU